This is a messenger RNA of Hibiscus syriacus, 837 nucleotides long. RefSeq lists its product as uncharacterized. NCBI's taxonomy places the organism in Eukaryota, Viridiplantae, Streptophyta, Magnoliopsida, Malvales, Malvaceae. The transcript has 3 exons. The record is from RefSeq and is a predicted model, not a curated record. Bases 223 to 837 code for a protein of 204 amino acids.
AGGUUUAACAACUCUGCUUUCUACUGAGUUCAUCAUCUCUUAUUCGUCGAGUGUGUGACAGAAAGUUGUGUUUUUCCACUGAAGAAUCGAAGGAAAGUGUUUGAUUUUCGUGGGUUAGAAAUGUAUGCAGAGACCAAGCUGUUUCUCCCUUACUUGUAGAACUUUCCUCAAGAUUUUGAGUUGCUUGAAGAGUGAUGCAAAACCCAGAAACCCAAUGCCUCAAUGAAAGAACAUGUUCAGACCUCCGCAGAAUAUAACCUCGAAGAGGAAGUUGAUAUGUUCAGAGCUCUAGAUCCGAUCGUCGAAGAACCAAUUGUGGGCCUUGAUCCCAUGACUGUAGCCAUGUGCAGUGAAGAUGUCAUUACUUCAGACGAACUUAAUGCCGCAUAUAUCGAAUCAUUUCCAAAUGAGCAACUUCUAGAGGUUCUCAAUACAAGCGCCACUGGCUGUGGUCUGGAUUUUGAGACUCCUGUUGUGGAGAUAGACGAAAGCUUAAAUCAAGAAAAUGAAUUGCUUGGCGAUACAUCGUUCCAGAAAAGGGUGAGCUCGGGUUGUUUAAGUUCAAUGGGAUCUCUGCAAGGGGCUGCAAUCAAGCCUAAUUUUCUGGAUUUCCCCUUAAUGGAUUUCGGUUCUGUUUCUACGAUGAGGAGAGCACUUAGUGAAGGAGAUAUCAAGGUCAGCCUUAAUUAUCUUUGCAUUUUUUAUAAGAAUAGGGCCUCAUUCAAAAUCUCUUUCUUCCCCGUAAGUCCAUGUAAUCUUGUUUCGUUUCAUCGACAUUCAUUCUUCCACGUUAUGAAUAGCAACACAUGUUUUGUUUUUUGUUUUUUUAUGAAUUAA